This is a messenger RNA of Angiostrongylus costaricensis, 747 nucleotides long. Lineage: Eukaryota; Metazoa; Nematoda; Chromadorea; Rhabditida; Metastrongylidae. The record is from the annotation of a GenBank genome assembly.
AUGAUUGUCGUCAAAGAGAUCACACUUCCUAUAAAGAAUUUUUCUGGUGAUGGAGGAACUGUUCGGCUGGCUUUAGUAUCUGAUUUGCACGUUGGUGCAAGCGUACAUCAAGAACAGGUUGCACGAGUAGUAGAUACACUUCUAAAGCUCGAUGUAAAUGCAGUGGCGCUAGUAGGCGAUAUAGUAGAUGGUCCAGUUGAAAGCUUGGCUGAUCGAUUGAUGCCGAUAUGGCCGCUUCGGUAUCGAUUUACAUGCUUCUUCGUUACCGGAAACCAUGAGUAUUACUACGGUGAUGCCGUUAAAUGGUUCACUUUUUAUGGAGAUCGUGGAAUUCAUGUGCUUAAUAACAAAGCGAGAAUGUUCCACAAUAUCUGUAUCGUUGGAGUGAAUGAUAUUUCAAGCAAAUAUUCGGGGAUAAACAAUCAUGAGAUGAACCUUAACGAAGCGGUACAAAAUUGUACCAGUGGCACCACACGUGUUCUUCUUGCUCAUAAUCCAGCUAGUGUUCUUAGCUUCCCUAAAAAAGAUUUUGACGAAAUUGAUGUAGUGUUUUCAGGUCAUACCCAUGCUGGGCAAUUCUACGUCCUUGUUCCUGUGGUUUUCUGGAUGCUACCUUAUUAUCAUGGUUUGUAUGAUCUACAGCAUGGAAAGCUUUUAGUAUCAGCUGGAACUUUAUACCAGGGUGCUCCAAUGAAAAUGUUGGGAAUGUCAGAGAUCUGGGUUGUUACCCUUUCUAAAGAAAACUAG